AUGACGGAACGAUCUGGCGAGGAGGGACAGGAACACCGAGCCUCUUGUACUUUGCCAGGACUGAUUGCGCCGAGAUUGCGCACAGGUCCGCUGUUGUGUGAUGGACGACUGACACACCUCCUCUUUCCUCUCCUCCUCCUAUUACGGGCUCCCCUGUUAUUCAGCUUUGGUGAGCGCACCUGCCCCAAUAGCUGCCGAUGUGAGGGGAAAACCGUCCAUUGUGAUUCAUCUGGCUUCUUAGAUGUCCCAGAAAACAUCUCAAUAGGCUGUCAGGGCCUCUCCCUGCGCUACAAUGAACUGCACACCCUGCUACCGUAUCAGUUCGCUCACCUCAGCCAGCUUCUCUGGAUAUAUUUGGACCACAAUCAGAUUUCAGCUGUUGACAGUCGAGCAUUCCAGGGGGUCCGCAGGCUUAAAGAGCUAAUACUGAGCUCCAACAGGAUCACAUCCCUGCACAACUCAACAUUCCAUGGAAUCCCCAAUCUUCGCAGUCUGGACUUGUCUUACAACAAACUGGAAAUCCUGCAGCCAGGUCAAUUCCAUGGCUUACGAAAACUGCAAAACCUGCAUUUACGCUCAAAUGGUCUCUCUAACAUCCCGAUUCGAGCAUUUCUAGAGUGCCGAAGUUUAGAGUUUCUUGAUUUGGGAUACAAUCGAAUAAAGGCUCUGACCCGCACCACCUUUUUGGGCUUACAGAAGCUGAUGGAAUUGCAUCUGGAGCACAACCAGUUCUCACGGAUCAACUUUUUUCUGUUUCCACGCUUAGCCAACCUGAGGUCGCUGUAUCUUCAGUGGAACCGUAUUAGGGUGGUUAACCAGGGCCUUCCAUGGACUUGGUAUACACUGCAGAAACUUGAUCUGUCGGGAAAUGAAAUCCAGACCUUGGACCCAGCUGUAUUUCACUGUUUGCCCAACCUUCAAGUCCUCAACCUGGAAUCCAACAAACUGUCCAAUGUGUCACAGGAGGCGGUGUCAGCAUGGAUCUCACUGACCUCCAUCAGCCUUGCUGGGAACAUGUGGGAUUGUGGGACUGGCAUAUGUCCCCUUGUGGCUUGGUUGAGGAAUUUUCGGGGCAGUAAAGACACCACUAUGAUAUGCAGCAGCCCAAAAUAUCUCCAGGGAGAAAAAAUAAUGGAAGCCACAAGGAGCCAUGGUAUUUGCGAGGAAACCGAUUAUGUUCUGACUGAAACACCCUCACCAAUGUCAGAUCUCAUUUCUGAGGCAACAGCUGAACCAACCUUUGCUCCUACUAGCGGUUCUCCACCUAUGCCACCAAGCAGCACCUUUGGUCCUCCCCCACCAUUCAGACCUCGACCUAUUCCUCAUCCUACAUUUCCAGGGCAUAUGAGCAAGGAUCCCAGAGACUCAGUUGCUCGCACUCGACCCACUCCCAUACCACCCCCAGAGAUGGAGCACAUGACUCUGCACAAAGUGGUGGUGGGCAGUGUGGCACUCUUCUUCACCAUGUCCCUAAUCUUGACAAUUCUCUAUGUGUUGUGGCGGCGCUACCCUGGUGCAACCAGGUUGCUGCAGCAGCAAUCCAUGGUGGGGCGGAAGCGUCGCAAAAAGAGUCCAGAGCCAGAGCAGAACCUGAGCUCCCAGCUCCAAGAGUAUUACAUGAGCUACAACCCUGCUGCCACACCAGAAGCAUUGGAGGUGCUAGGCAAUGGCACUGGUUCCUGCACUUGCACAAUUUCUGGCUCCAGGGAGUGUGAGAAUGAGUACACGUGUCCACGCCCCCUACCUGGUGCCUGGCUGGGAGAUGUGCCUACCAUCCAUUAA
This is a messenger RNA of Toxotes jaculatrix (banded archerfish), 1782 nucleotides long. RefSeq names its product leucine rich repeat transmembrane neuronal 4 like 1 (gene lrrtm4l1). Lineage: Eukaryota; Metazoa; Chordata; Actinopteri; Toxotidae. The record is from RefSeq and is a predicted model, not a curated record. Gene Ontology annotation, molecular function: protein binding. The transcript has 3 exons. Bases 1 to 1782 code for a protein of 593 amino acids.